GGACCUGUUGUGAGAUGAGUCCCUUGCAGUGGCCAACCCCUACCUUUGCUUCGCUGGCGUUUCUACUACUGUCCCUUGGUAGCUUCAGCGAUUCUACCAGUUCCAGAGGGCACACAGCCUCGCUCCUUCCACGAGAAAAUGUGAGAGGAAUACAUGGUGAGGAUGAUAUAUCUUUUGCAGGGAGAAAUAUACAAAACGAAGAUGAAGGGAGUGUGGAAAGCGAAACUGAGACCAAAGUCUUAGACUCACGGGAGGAAAGGAAGCGCCCUUAUAUUCCCCUCAAUAGCCUUACGUUCAUGACAGCUAACAGCCAUGUGAGCACCAUUGACUGGUCUUCCACUGACCCCAGUCAAAUACGGCAGUACAUAGCAGGUAGUAAGCUAGCUGGCAUACCUCAAACAUCCACCAUAGGGCCUGCCUCACAAAAACUUACCACUUCCACACUGCCCCCAUUCCCUCUAAUUCACAAGACUACAACCAAGAGGUCCACUCCUUUGACUAAAAACCCUUUCCUGUUAACAACCAGGAGACCCGCCUUCCCAACAGUAGUUCGAAAUGUUUCCACAACAUCAAGUGUAUUACUAAACUCAAGACCCAUUACCACAUUUAGGACACCUACUACACCAACAACUAUUAGACCUACAGCCUCAGCAAUUGUAAGUUCAACAGCAUCAGGAAUGCAUACAUCAUCAACAACAAGACGACUUACAGCAAUAACUGGAAGACCUGUUGAAUUGACCACAGGAUCCAUAAAAUCUACUACAAGUCCUCUUAUAACCUGGAAACCGAGUUCUCUAGCAAUUAGAAAUACUUCGGCAGUCACAGCUACGAGUUCCAUUAUAACUUGGAGACCAAGUUCUCUGGCAAAUAGUAACACUUAUGCUAUCACAGCAGAGGGAACUUCUGAUAAGCCUAUGACUUCUGCUACAGAAUUAACUACAAUAGGAUCAACAUUCUUUACUCAGUGGUUCACAAAUAAUGGUAACUCAUUGACAACAGGAUUCUCACCCACAACUGAAAAGAUUCCGCCUCCACCUACUGAGCUGCCUCCCCCCCUUGAUUCCAUUAAGCCACCCUUGCUUUCAACAUGGCGACCGACAUUAAGACCAAUACCUAACUAUGUCAAGGUGACUACUCAACCACCAACAACUCAAUCCAUGUCAUCCAGCACUACAACUGACUUGCCAGUAAAUAAACUAAAUCCAAAUGCUUCAACAGAACAUUCUCCAGUUCUUAGCUUAGAUAAUAAUUAUACUACCUCUUCUCCUGCAGUUCAGGAAUCCCAUUCACCAAUAUCAGGAAUGUCCACGGCAUUACCAAUAAGGAAUACUCCAACUCCUAACUGUGUCAAUGUGACUACUGAAGCACUUACAACCCAGUCAACCAGCACAACCACCCAGGUGCCAGUAAACCAAGUAAAUCCAAGUGCUGCCACUGAGAAUUCUCCAUUCCUUAGCUGGAACAAUAAUUUUUAUUCUACUUCUAGCCCUGUGGUUCAGGAAUCCUACUCACCGACAGUUAGAACAACUACCUCCUCAGCUCCACUGCUAAGGAUAACUCGUUGGACCUCAACUAUUUCUCCACAGGUUGUUACAAGCCAGCCAGUACAGAGACCAGGCAAUACUGGCCACAUGCCAGCACAUCAGAAUAAAUUUAACUCUGAUUCUAUGGAAGGCCAAGGUAUUAAGCCAAUAAAACAUGCUACACCACCUUCAGAACAGCAAAAUUAUGAGACAGAGCAUGAACCCCUGAGUCACUGGCAGUAUCUCGAUUCAAGUCCACAGCCAGUCGACAGCUAUACUACUAGGCCCCAGCUAGUUGUCACAAAUAACUUCAUAUCAGACGAUGAUCAGAAGUUAAUACAUGAAGCUUUUAAUAGAUUCCAGACACAUUUUAGUUCUGCCACAGAUUCAAGCACCACAUGGCAGGAAGACAUACAAGACACAGAUGUUCCACAAAUUCCAACAAUAGAGGAGCCUGGUGCAAUAGGUCUGGCUCCUCAACCACUGUGGACAACUACACAGCUGCUAGAUGAUAACAAGACAUCCAGCGUCUUUCAUGAUGAUAUGGUAUGGCACUUUGAUUCAAGUAAUGAGUAUAACCCUAAUGUUUCUUGGAUUACUAAUCCAAGACCGCAAGUGUCACACAACUUCCCAUUCACCAGUGAAGUCACAAGAGAUCCAAUCACUACACCGGAUCCAGCCCUCUUUGAGAUAAUCAGUGGUUCUUCCAAUGAAAGUCCAGAAAAAUUCCCUUCUAAUACAGACCAAAGCCAGUUUAUGACCUCUAAACCCACCCAAAUACCCACUCAUAACACAUCCAAACAAGAGUUGUUUACAAUAUCUGAAAAUGGUUCACACCCUACUAGAGCAUCUAUUCUACGGCCACUGAUCAGUCCAGAAGUGCAAGUUGACACUCAUGCAGAACUGUUCAAGGUUUCUCAACCAGACGAUGUGCCAGGUUCCUCCCUUGCAGCCUCUCUUCCUACAGUGGAUAGUAACGACGAUUACGACUUUGAUUACGCCGUGUAUGAGGAUGAUCUGAAGUCAGGAAGUAAUCUUGGCCAAAGUGAUGGUGUUGAUCAGCAUCAUCAGUCUUCAGGUAGUCAUUUUGCUCAUCCAAGUAACCACAACAAUCAGCAAAACCACCAUCCGUCCGUACAGGUAAAAAUAUGGAAAAUGGUUGAUGGACAGCUCAGACUUGUGGAGGAACAAUCAGUGCCUUCUGGAAUGUUUCAGAAUUCUGGGUUAACAAAUGGUGCCGUAGUUAACCCUCAGGAUGUACCAUCUGACGUGCUCUCAAUGGUGGCUACCAGGAUGGAGGAUCCUAGUCUUCUUUACUCUCUUUUGAAUUACAAUGCAAGAAAAAGACGCUCCUUGCCCAGCAAACCUGAAGGUGCAGUAAGUGCUGAAGCUGAUUUAGGCAAAACAGAAUUAAAGGAAAACAAAUCAGAGACUCCUUUGCACCACAGAUCUACAAUUUCUAUCAACUCUGCACAUACACUAUCAAAUAAUCAACCAAAUAACAAUGUAGAGAAGAAAACCAAUGAAUAUCCAGCAAUCCUUGAAAAGAUGCAAGAAAAUAGAAGACCAACAGGAAAUUCAAGCACUUUCAGAAUAAAGGAAAUAAGUAGCAUACCAGCAAUAUCUCCUGAUGGAAAAAACAAAAGUAUAACACAUUUUGUAAAAACUUCCAGAAUGAAUGAUGAGAGUGCCCACAGUGACACUCCUGUCAUCCACUUGGUCAUCCCGAACCUAAAAGAACAACCAAGCUUCAAUACUCUAUUGCAGAGGCUUGCAACUCAGUCUCAACAAACUUUAAUUAACAGAGAAUCCCAGACAAACAAUCGAGAAUUCUUUCCUAGAAAUGAAACCGCAGCAGGUUUAGCCUUUGCACACGAUCAAAAUAAUCAGCGGACUCCUCCAGCUCGUUCACACCCAAUAUCAGCUUUUGGUGGUGUGGGUAACAACAAUCUUCCCUUUACUCCAUCUCCUGUUACCUUCCAAAGUGUCCCUUCAGAAGCUUUGCUUCCCCAGGCUACAAAACCUGAAGUUCUCACUGAAAUUAAACAUUAUGGUGGUGUUGGUAAUCGAAACCAUACGAAUCUGCCACUUAAUAUUGGAACAUCUUUGGAUGAAAAUAAUCUUAGCUAUCUGCAUGUGCUCUCACGUUUAGCUAAUCAGAUUCAGAGUUCCAAUGUCCAGAAUCCUAGCUUGCAAGGUAUUCUUGGAGAUAUCACAAGGAAUUCUCCAGGAGUCCAAGCUUCUGGAGUUGUGGGAUACAGUGCAGCUGGAACACUACUCAACAGUGGUGCAAGUACUCAGGGAAAUAGUUUCUCCCAGCUGCUUCAAGAACCAUCCUUUCCAGGAGAACAUCGAGGAUCAGUCCUGGAGCUGCUACCUUCUGACCUCCCACAUGUUAAUCCUCUUCUUCCCCCAGAUGAACCUCUUGAUCACCCUGUACCCUUGAGUGGUGUGCUAGGUUCUCUUCCAUCCUCAAGCACUUUGCACAGAGAACAACUUCGUAAAAAACUUGCCACUAUCACUGGAACCAACACUUUUUCAGGACACCUUGGCAAUGAGGGAUUCUUGAACCAGAAUAAUCAUGCAGUACAGAAUUCUGUUUUAGGGAACCAAGGACAACAAUCAACUUUCAACCAACUUACCUCAGAUUCUCAAAUACGCCAUCCUGGUGCAUUAGCUUCUCUUGUUAAACCUGGUCCUAUUGACACUCCCAACCUAACCCCCUCAUUGCCUACUAACGCGUUCAUAAAUACUAACUCAUUCUUUCUUCCAAAUCUACAAAAUGGUCAAACUGCUCUCUUUAAUCAACAGCCUAUCUCACCAGGUUACCCACAAUCUGGUAAUCAAGAUUUGCGACUUCCAGGUGGCUCUUUAAGUUACCCACAAUCUGGUAAUCAAGAUUUGCGACUUCCAGGUGGCUCUUUAAGUUCUCCUAGCCAACAAAUGGCAUCACCAGCAAGCAAUCAACAAACAAUAAUUAAUCGUGCUGAUGUCUUAUCAAUCAUAGAUCGUUUGCAAUCUCAGGGUUCAAUUCCCAAUGGCCAGUCUAUUCUAGACUUCAGUCAGACCAGUGCAGCAUCCAUUUUACCAUUACAGCAGCCUGCUGAUCUCUCGCCAUUUGAUCCUAGCCUUCCAUAUCUUCCUUAUCAAGAUGCUCCAAAUUUCAGUGAUAGUCCCUUGAUCUCUUCUUUACCUGGAGGCACACUUAAUCCAUCACCUGCAACAGUUACAUCCUCAAAUGUCCAAGGCUGCACUCAGAGCACACUAUGUUCCUUGGGCCUUGCUUCCUUGGUAGCACUAGGAAUAUCUAAUGCCUUGGCACUCCCUUUCAUCACACCACUUUUUGUGGGUCGACGACGCCGCAGAUUGGAUUUUACCGGAAAUUUCACUGGUCAAAGAGAGAGCCAUAUAGAGAAUGAUAUUCUCAGAGAGCUAGUAACUAUGGCAGUUACUGCUAAUCCUGGUUUCAGAGACAUCCUCACCGCUGCUAUGGCAUUCCAUGUAGAUAAAGCUCAACAAGGGAAAAAUACAGAAGAUCACAUCAUCUUGAAUGCAAAAGCAAAAGAAUACAAGCAGCUUUUAAUGUCUCUAAAAAACGACCAGAUAUCAUUUUUAAUUCAGCAUGCCUUAAAUAUGAUAAGUGGUAGGAAGCAGCCACAAGUAGACUAUAACACACCAACAUAGAAGAAAUCAAGUUAUAUAAUGUCCACACUAUCAGACUCUGCUGGUUCCACAGAAACGUCAAACUCGAAGUGAGUUCGCUAUGGAAUGUUAGCAUAGUUUGUGGUAGUAUCUUAAAAUAAUAUCUUUGACAUUAUUCUCAUUAAUUUUUGUAUUGUGUCAUAAUGAGAUAAUAUGCAACUGUGAAGAUUUUCAUUUUUUCUCUUUCCAUGCAAAUUUAUAAAAGUAGCAUGUAUGCUAAAUGUCAA
Messenger RNA from Penaeus monodon (black tiger shrimp), 5452 nucleotides. RefSeq lists its product as uncharacterized. The transcript is spliced from 2 exons. The coding region runs from base 15 to 5207 and encodes 1730 amino acids. The record is from RefSeq and is a predicted model, not a curated record. NCBI's taxonomy places the organism in Eukaryota, Metazoa, Arthropoda, Malacostraca, Decapoda, Penaeidae.